Molecule: messenger RNA, 855 nt
Organism: Solanum tuberosum (potato)
Lineage: Eukaryota; Viridiplantae; Streptophyta; Magnoliopsida; Solanales; Solanaceae
Exons: 2
Source: RefSeq, a predicted model, not a curated record
AUGGGAUACGGGAGAAUCUCAAGCAUGGAAGGAGUGGGACCAUUGGCUCAUUUCACUACCACUAGUCACAGAUUUGACAAUGAAACUAUCGCAGAUUUUACGACUAAUGGGCAAUGGAAUGUCGACAAACUGAUCAGAAGUGCUCCUCAAAGUCAUCUACAUACAAUCCUGUCCAAGCAGAUACAGCUACAGCAAACCAGCACAGACCAGGCAGUAUGGAGUCUUAAUUCAAAUGGCCUCUUUACUGUCUCUACUGCCUGGGAUAUUAUAAGAGAAAAAAGAACCAAAACCAAGAUUAACUCUUACACCUGGAAUCGGCACAUUCCUUUCAAAUGUUCCUUCUUGCUGUGGAGAACAAUAAGAGGCAAACUCCCUACUAAUGAAAAGCUUUCAGCUUUUGGAAUCGAACCAAGUGACUGCUACUGCUGCCACUCACCUGGUGAAGAUACCAUAGAACACAUUUUUAACACAGGGAACUUCGCAAGGGCUGUUUGGAAAUAUUUUGCUGUUUCUUUAGGCAUGCCAACUGAUUUGCUGCCACUUAGAAACAUGAUCAUGAGGUGGUGGAAUUCUUCUCACGACAAUGAUGCACAUAAGCUAAUUCUACAAUCCACUCCAAUCUUUAUUUGUUGGAGUUUGUGGAAGAAUAGAUGUGCUAAAAAAUACGGAGGCAAUCAAUCCAACAUUGCAAGAGUAAAGCACUUAGUAAUUUUGGACACCUUCAAACUUCUGCGUACAGCCUUCCCAUAUAUAUCUUGGCCGAUGGGAUGGAACAAGCUAUGUACAUUCAUUGAAAAAUGUACUCAUAACACCAAAGUCACUGCUGUCAGCUGGACUAAGCCUCCAACCAGAUGG